GACUGAACUCUGACAUUUCAUUUGACAUUUAUCAAAAAUCAAAAAAUUAUUGGUUACGGUUGCAGUGUGAUUUUUAAGAUUUUUAUCAAUAAUUUAGUUUUCUUUAUAACUAUAAUCAUAUCAUUAGUUAUAUUACUAUAAUUGCAUAAUAAUCUAGCCAAGAAGCGAAAAUAUGCCAACUUUAAUAAAAGAUCAAGAUGCUUUUUCAGAUAUCAUAAAGCAGUCUAAUCUCAGUGUAAUUCAUUUUCAAGCAGAUUGGGCAGAACAAUGUUUACAAGUAAAUGAUGUACUUGAUACUUUAGCAAAAAAGUCCGAGUUUAUUAAUGUAAAGUUUUAUUCCUGCCUAGCUGAAGAACUUAGCGAAGUAUCUUUAAAAUAUAAUGUUGAUUCUGUUCCUACUGUGUUAUUAUUUCAAUCAAAUAAAAAAGUUGAUAGAGUAGAUGGAGCGGACGUGUCAAAAUUAAUUGAAACUCUGAAAACUCAUAUUGGAGAUAAUGAGACGAAGCAAGAUAGUUUAGAAAAUAGAUUAAAAUCUUUAAUUAAUAAAUCUAAAGUAAUGCUGUUUAUGAAGGGUGAUAGGGUUACACCUAGAUGUGGAUUUAGUAGGCAAAUUAUUGAAAUUCUUAAUAAUACUGGUGUAUCCUAUGAAACAUUUGAUAUAUUACAAGACGAAGAAGUUCGACAAGGCCUUAAGACUUAUUCAGAUUGGCCUACAUAUCCCCAAUUAUAUGUAAAUGGAGAUUUAAUUGGAGGCUUAGAUAUUAUAAAGGAACUGCUUGGCAGUGGGGAACUUACACAAAUAUUAAAUGGUUGAAACAAUUUACCAACUGUGGCAGUUAAAGUAAAAGGCAGGAUUUCUUGUUUGUUUUAAAAUAUUCAGUUAAUAUAUUAUGUCAAUAUGAUGUACCAAAGUAAUAUUGCUUUUAUAUCUAAUAAAAGGAAAAUAUAAAAUA
Molecule: messenger RNA, 953 nt
Organism: Sitophilus oryzae (rice weevil)
Lineage: Eukaryota; Metazoa; Arthropoda; Insecta; Coleoptera; Curculionidae
Product: glutaredoxin 3
Exons: 3
Coding region: 173-814 (213 amino acids)
Source: RefSeq, a predicted model, not a curated record